AUGGGGCUUUUUCAAUAAUUAUUUUCGAAACGUAUGUAAAAUAAUUUUGAAGAACAAAUUGAUAUUACUUGGAGAAAGGGUUUAGGUUUACGGAAUUAGGGGAUUAGGGAAGUGAUUAAUGGAUUCGGGGAUGAAUGUGAGGGUUAGGGAUUUCAUUGCAAAGGAAGUUGCUGAUUGGGAAGACGAAGUGGUUUCCGUUGCUCGAUUCAAAGCGUUUUCGGGUCAAAGAUGUGAUUGGGAAGCGAGCUUCUUGUUCUGGAGAGAUUUGAUAAUCAAAAUCGCCACCCAUUUUCGCCUCCUCCUUAUUCGACCUUCCCAGGUGAAGAAUGAUUGGUUUAAUCGAGGAGGGUUAACCCCUUUGUGUCUUGACCAUGUUCUGUUUCUAAUGUAUAAUGAAGGUGACAUCACAAGAACUGUGGAUCUCGUGGAUCCAACCGCUGGACGAUUCUCCCAACUAUUUAGAAAAGUGAGCAACUUAAUAACGAGACCAGCAACUCCAGAUAUUAUGGCUGAAGAAUGUGUGAUUGUAACUACUCUGCUUAAGGAUAAAGCUGCUGAUAUCAUCAAACAUCUAUCUGAAAGUCACUGGAAUUCAUCUUGUAUCAUCACAAUGAAGAAAUUCCGGGACAUAUGUGGAGGGCCGGAUGAAGCAUCUGCAAUCUUGAGGUAUCUGUCGGGGUGUAGAACAGCACAGUAUCUGUCAGUGCAUAAGAAAGAAUUUGUAGAGGGGGUAAAAAUUUCUCUCUCAGGAGCAGUGUUAUCCAGUAUCUCUAAUUUAGAUUGUGAUGUACUGUACUUAAUUUGGACAACCGAGAAGCUUCAGCAACAACUAGAUGCAAUUGACAGGCGUUGUGAAUUGUCAAGAAAAUCAGCAUUGGCAUCUCUACAUUCUGGCAACAGAAAAUUGGCCCUUAGGUAUACAAGGGAGCUGAAGUUGGUCACCCAGAGUAGAGAAAAAUGUUCAUCACUUUUGAACAGAGUAGAGGAAGUACUUGGCAUUAUUUCUGAUGCUGAGUCAACGAAAAAGGUUUCUGAAGCUAUGCAGAUUGGAGCCCGGGCAAUUAAAGAAAAUAAGAUCAGUGUCGAAGAUGUUGAUCUUUGUUUAAUAGAUCUCCAAGAGAGCAUUGAUUCACAUAAGGAAGUUGAGAAGGCGCUAGAACAAACUCCAUCUUACACUGAUAUUGAGGAUGAAGAUAUUGAAGAGGAAUUCAAGAAGUUGGAGCUUGCUGUUGGGAAAGAUGCUCAAGUUCCUGAACCAGUGAAGACGAUUACCAGUGCAGAAGGAAAAGCAUCUUCGGAAGCCACUGAUUUUAUUAUUGAAACUUUCUCAAAUCUCAAGCUUGCAGAUGGACCGGCUGGGAAGCUAAGAGUCGCCCAGGUCUCAGAAGGAGAAAAGAAGACAGCAAAUUUAGAAAUGGAAGCUGCGUAAGUCAGAAAGUGAAAAUUAUGGUUGUUGUGCUUUAUUUCUGGCAAACUGGCCCUUGUUUUUGUUUUGGGUACAUAAAUGACCAAUG
This is a messenger RNA of Gastrolobium bilobum, 1514 nucleotides long. RefSeq lists its product as uncharacterized. Gene Ontology annotation, cellular component: multivesicular body; ESCRT III complex; cytoplasmic side of plasma membrane. Lineage: Eukaryota; Viridiplantae; Streptophyta; Magnoliopsida; Fabales; Fabaceae. Bases 119 to 1429 code for a protein of 436 amino acids. Gene Ontology annotation, biological process: vesicle budding from membrane; late endosome to vacuole transport via multivesicular body sorting pathway. The record is from RefSeq and is a predicted model, not a curated record. The transcript has 7 exons.